UGAUGUUUGUGAAUACUCCAAAGUCCCUGGACCCUUGUCCGUAUCUGACAAGGUGACGCAUGUUGGCCGCGCGUUCUUUUGAUUGGACCAACCAAAGUCCCGAGUCUCCAGAGAGCGCGCUUAACUUGACUCGGUGUUCCGGGAUGGCAGGAGAAGGCAUUGAUUGAUAAGGAAGAUCCAUCCGACACACAUGAGACUCCGAGCUUUGAUACCGAUUGUUUGCCUGAAUGUGGCGAAGAUGAUAAGCUAGACUUCCUCUUCCUUUCCUCUUCCUUUCCUCUUUUUAUCUUCAUUUGCAUUUCAUAGAAUCACCGAAGAAAAAGCAUGCGUUCACUGCGAGCCUUGACGACGUCGCUGCUGGCGGUGCAGUUCACUGCCGUCGCGGCGGAUGAGGUACAGAAACCCGUGGGUGUAUCAUCAUCGUCGUCGUCGUCAUCGACAUCAUAUUCAUCAUCUCAAGAUGAGUCCAACCCUUCAUCGCCGUUUACAGCAACACCAAAGAGUGAUGGUACAGAUCCAUCACCAUGGUACGCUCGACUGAAUUACUCGUCGCCCGCGCCUCACCUGUUUGCUUCGGCGUAUGGAUUGCUCCAGCAGUGGAGUAACACAGUGUUCCCUAACGGACACACGAUGGCGGCGGUGGAGGUACCCGCGUUUACGCUGCUUUAUCACGGGAGGAUGGAUGAGGAGGAUGUGCCGAGUCCGGAGUGGCUUGCUUUUGAUAUGUGAGUUUUUUUGGUUGCACGAUCCCCUUCCGCUGUUUUUGUGUGUGCCCGUGUUAUUCAUGGUUUCGAUACGUGUUUGGUUGUGAUGUAGAUGUUUCAUGGUGUGUGUGUGUGUGUAUGUGUGUUUGUGAUACCGAGUCUCGUAGAUGAAAAGUUUACUGGCUUGGGCAGGCUAACACGAAUACAAUUUCAGAGAAAUGGCCUACGGUAUAAUGGGCAGCACCCGCCAAAGCUACAUGCUAACAUACCAAACCACGCGGCCCGUGAAAGCGCUCUACUUUGACGGCGAGUCCGCUGCGCUGAUGGGGUUCGGGCAGCUGGACACGCAGAUGCUGCAUUUAUACGGCAACGUAUCCGGUCCGAAGAGUGAUGGAGGUCCGUGGCGCGGGUUGGAGCCCGAGUAUCAGAGGGCCAUGGGGCUCUGCGACUGGUUGUUGGAGAAGGGGCUGCGCGGACCGGGGUGGGGGUU
Colletotrichum godetiae is the source of this 1194-nucleotide messenger RNA. RefSeq lists its product as uncharacterized. The record is from RefSeq and is a predicted model, not a curated record. The coding region runs from base 325 to 729 and encodes 134 amino acids. Lineage: Eukaryota; Fungi; Ascomycota; Sordariomycetes; Glomerellales; Glomerellaceae. The transcript has a single exon.